This is a messenger RNA of Tuber aestivum (summer truffle), 798 nucleotides long. Lineage: Eukaryota; Fungi; Ascomycota; Pezizomycetes; Pezizales; Tuberaceae. The record is from the annotation of a GenBank genome assembly.
CUCCCAGGCGUACCCUGUCCGCUCGACUACCUUCCGAACCGCAGAUGAAACAGAGAUGUUCGGACUCGAGUUGAUUAUGCCCCGGCAUAUCUGGGGAAGCAAUUCAGCUGCCGCUGGCUUUGGGAGACGGGUAGUACGGAACGCAAGAGCGUAGUCUCGUCUGGAGGGGUCAGCGUCGGAUGGUGCAAUCCAUAGCUUGUCAGAGGGAGAAAGGGUCCGGUUUAUUGAGGUGAUGUGGAGCGCACGCUUAGGGAGUACAUGAUAGAGAGGAGUAGUCCUUGGGAAAGGGAUGGAUUUUAGCAUGAGUUUUGAUUCAAGGGGGUUAUAGAGGAAAUGUGUGUUUUAUUGCGAUUGUCGUGGUUGGGGAAUGUGAGGGGAGUGAAUUUUGGUUUUUUUUCGAGAACGUUACUAAUAUAGUGGCUCGGUGAAACGUUAAUCCAGUAAUGGACACGCAUUUGCUUACGGAGUAUGAUAUCAUAUCGUGCGGUACUCGAGCGCUGCGAGAGAAGCAGGUAGACUAUCAUAUAAUCUUGACGACACAAGAGACAUUCCCCGAGUCUCCGGUCUCAACACUGGCUUUUAGUAUGCACGAAUCAUAUGAUAACAUCAGUGGAGAGUGAGGAAGACUCCGUAAAAAUUUUUUUGAUAGGCUAACCCAAAAAUCUACAUAGCUAUAUGUCAGGUUAGAGGGUUAGGGGAAAUUUUCCGCAAAAUAUCAAGGUCGCAGCUCUGAGGGGGAAGUUCGGAAUCCGUGCCGGCAUUGCCAAUUUUUACAAGUACAAUCGUACCUAUUUGUAC